Molecule: messenger RNA, 1293 nt
Organism: Zingiber officinale
Lineage: Eukaryota; Viridiplantae; Streptophyta; Magnoliopsida; Zingiberales; Zingiberaceae
Product: exocyst complex component EXO70H1-like
Exons: 1
Coding region: 1-1293 (430 amino acids)
Biological process (GO): exocytosis
Cellular component (GO): exocyst
Molecular function (GO): phosphatidylinositol-4,5-bisphosphate binding
Source: RefSeq, a predicted model, not a curated record
AUGGUCUCCGCCGGCUACAGCAAGGAGUGCGUCAAAGUCUAUAAGCUCCUCCGCAAGUCCGUCGUCGACGAGGGACUCCGGCGACUCGAGUUCGACCAGAUCGCCCCAAAUUCGCAUAUUCACAAGCUGGACUGGGCGGCGCUCGAGAUCAAAAUCCGAUCAUGGCUCCUCGCCGCUAGCGCCGCCGUCUCCAUUCUGUUUUCCGGCGAGCGGAUUCUCUUGGAUCACGUCUUCGCCGGCCGCGACUCCAUCCGCGAGUCUAUCUUCGGCGACAUUUCCGGCGAUUCCGCUGCUCAAUUCCUCCGGUUCCCAGAGGCGGUGGCGAAAUCGAAGCGGUCGAUGGAGAAGAUGACUCUGCUUCUGGACCUCUACGACACCGUCUCCGAGCUGCUGCUGGAGGUGGACUCCGUGUUCUCUUUUGAGUCUACGGCGCCCGUCCGGGAUCAGGCCCUCGCUUCGCUCUCCAAGCGAGGCGAGGCGAUACGCACCACCAUCACCGACUUCGAAGCGGCACUCCAGACAGAGCACUUAACGUCUCCGUUGCCCGGCGGCGGAGUCCACCCGCUCACGCGUCGAACGAUGGAGUACAUCGCCGUGCUCGCGGACUACGAACCCACACUAACCAAGAUCUUCGACGGCUCUCACACGGCAGUGUCGUUGUCGCCGUCGAUUGGCGAGCACGGGGAACGAUUGGAGGUAGCCAGGCUGUUGGCGUGGCUGAUGCUGGCGCUGCUCUGCAAACUCGAUGCGAAGGCUGUGACGUACCGGGAUGCCGCCCUGUCGCACCUCUUCCUCGCGAACAACUUCCAAUACGUGUCGAACAGGGCGCAGGCGUGCUCGCUGAGGGAGGAGUGGGCGGCCCGGCAGGCGGCAAAAGCGAGGUAUCACGCUGAGAGGUACGAGCAGGCAGCGUGGGUGAAGGUGGCGUCGGCUGUUCCGGCGAGGGAGGUGUCGCCGGAGGAAGCGCGGGAGCGGCUGCGGUUGUUCAGCGCGGAGCUGGAGGCGGCGCUCGCCUCUCAGGCUGGGUGGGUGGUGGAGGACACCGGGAUGAGAGAGGAAGUGCGCGAUGCGGUCCGCGGGAUGGUUCUUCCGGCGUACCGGAGCUUCUACGAGAGUUGGAAGGCGACGCCGGCGGUGGCGUCGGUGGCUAGGUUCUCGCCGAAGGAUGUCGGCGUCCUGAUAGCGGAGCUCUUUGCCAGGUCGGACCACGGACCCGGUCCGGAUUCUAAUUCGGGUUAUCGGAUUGAGCACAACACCAACUCCUCCCGGUUGCGCUGUUCUCGGUCUAUUUAA